Molecule: messenger RNA, 1314 nt
Organism: Ceratosolen solmsi marchali
Lineage: Eukaryota; Metazoa; Arthropoda; Insecta; Hymenoptera; Agaonidae
Exons: 3
Coding region: 1-1314 (437 amino acids)
Source: RefSeq, a predicted model, not a curated record
AUGGGAAGCUUCGCUAGGAACAUCUACCGCCUACCCUCGCCUAGAUCAAUUGAAGACGUUCCUCACCACAAGGCCACAGCCAUAGCAGAAAUUCGAACAGUCAACAUGACAGUGGACUCCACCGUCCACGUUCAUGGAAUUGGGGGAGCUCAGUUAACUAGAACCCAAGGAGUUGUGACAGUAACUCUUCAAUCUAUCAAUUCUAAUUCCAUUGUCAUAAUACAGGCUCACAUUCUAAAAACAUUAACCUCAAUUAUUCCUUCUGCUGACCCUGCAUCGCAUGACUGGUCACAUCUACAGGGUCUACCAUUAGUCGAUCCACAAUAUUUUAAACCUCGCACAAUAGACAUCAUUCUGGGAUCUGACACAUAUGGACAAAUAAUUAAACCUCGAGUCAUCACUGACUCUCCGCAUGUAUCAAUGGCUCAGUUAUCCAUUUUUAGAUGGCUUGUUCUGGGACCAGCAACUUCCAAGCAAAUUUCAAUAGUAACAGCAUUUCAUGUUUCCUGGCAUGACGAGGAAGAAAAAAUCCACGAACUCUUCUUAAAAUUUUGGGUUCUGGAAGAAGUGCAUUCAGGCGAUAACAUCAAACGUACACCAGAAGAACAACAAUGUGAGGAAUAUUUCAAGAAUACCCAUUCACGAGAUUUAAAGGGGAGAUACAUAGUGCGAAUUCCGCUUACAUCUCCCAGUGACAAACUUGGGUCCACAUACAAUACUGCACGCCGUUUCUUACAGAGUCUACUUAACAAAUUCGUAAAAUCAGAAGAAUAUCGAAUGCACCAGUUCAUGAUAGAAUAUAAAAAUCUUGGUCACAUGAAACUAGCUCCUACAUCUUCCAGUCAUCAAACACGAUAUUAUCUGCCCCAUCACGGUGUGCUCAAACCAGAUAACACCACCACCAAAUUAAGAAUAGUAUUCAAUGGUUCCUGCAAGUCGACAUCAGGACUUUCUCUCAAUGAUAUUAUGUAUACUGGACCUAACCUAAAUCCAGACAUUUCAGACGCCUUAAUUUGGAUCAGAAGACAACGUUAUCUGUUUGCCACCGACAUCAGGAAAAUUUACAGACAAAUAAGAGUACAUGAAGAUGACUGGGAUCUACAGAGAAGUCUGUGGAUUAAUGAGAACAAUGAAGAAGUCUCCUAUCACUUGACAACUGCUACUUAUGGAAAACGAGCUGCACCCUUCCUGGCAGUGAGAACACUACUGCAAUUGGUGGAAGAUGAAGGAGAAAAAUACCCUCUAGCUGUGCCUUCCAUCAUUCAUGGAAGAUACGUUGACGACAUAUUUGGGAGUGCGGACACCCCAGGAUAG